AUGAAGGAUGUGGUUCGUACGGAGCCCUGGGCAAUUCUAUCUCUUCCAGGGGGGUCAACGGCGUCUUCUUCGCUGCUCAAGGGGGAUGAUUUCUGGUGGACGACGCUCUACCGAGCAGUCCGCAACCCAAAAAAGACUGGCGGUAUCCGUUGGGCUGUCAUCGUUGCAACCUUGGCUAGUGUACUCGGAUCUCUCAUUCUUAAUCCUCUAGCCGCGGGUCUUUUCGAUGUUCGGACGAUUUCCAAUAGGGAACGAGUCCUGUUCUCUUCUGUGGCUUGGCCAUCAUCACCAGAACGCCGCGCAUUCAUUGACGACAUCAUUUAUUUUAAGGCCAUUGCUGGUGCUGUCUUCAAUGUGUCUACAUCUGCCUGGAUUAGGGAGGACUAUGCAGUAGCACCGUUUUGGCCAGCGAACUGGAGUACGAUGCCUAACGAAGCUCAUUUCUCUUCAGUUACUCUCCCUCAAGUUUGGACUGGGCUCACUGACGUAUUCAAAGUGGACUUCGAGUGCAAGGAGUUUUUCCCCGUUACUCAGGUCUUUCAAAAUACGACCACUCCAGGCUAUACUUCAGCUACUGUCACCACUUUCAAAUCAGAUGACGGGUGUACCUAUCCUUACAUGAGGUUGGGCUCGACGUCUUCGGGCUAUGGAGUCUGGAACCAAUUCAACGGUUCGUCAAACUGCGGAAAUCGAGAUUACAUCAUCCUGUUCUCUCCAAAUGCCACCCUCUUCGGCAUUCAAAGCCCUCUGUGGAACGGCAGCUUUCUCGGCUACAUUUGCAACUCAAAAUAUUUGACGACCCGGGCCCUGGUCAACGUAUCCACAUCGAAUUCUGAGACAGUAGUGACCACUGAUGCCAUGGCUUUCGAUCGUUCUCAACAGAAGUUAGCUUCCGAUCUCCUGGAUAUAAGUUCAUUCGAAAGUUCAUUCAUGAACAAUGUCGGUACAAAUAAUCUGAAGUAUGCCAACCAAGCCGAAUCAUAUACUCUUGAGGCGCAGUUCAACGGGACUAUCUUAGCUCUAGGGGCUCAAUUUGAACUUAACGUUUCGGCCAUGAUGGCAGAGCCAGCACUCCUUAAGCGUGCUCAGACAAUCAAGCAGCGAUUCUUUGGAGAGGCUUUAAUGGUCACAAUAUCCGACUUGCAACAAAAUGGAAGCACCAGAACUUCGCCGAGCCUUGUCAUAUCACAAAUCCCGCGCCUGGUUGUCAGCCUAGAAUUUGGGGUUGCAACCUGCAUCACGCUACUGGCUCUGAUAGUUGCGGCUAUAGCAAUUCUAAUCUUAACAAGACGCAACAGAAGGCCACUGCAGCUUCAAAAAGACCCCAGCAGCGCAACUGGAGCCGCCUUGAUAAUGCAAGGAUCAGCUGCAACUGCAAGUUUUGCAAACUUAGACAGAGCAAGCAUCCGGCAGAUCGAAGCUAUUAUUAACAACCACCAAUUCUGCGUGAAGGAUGGCACGCUGGUUCCAAUGGACGACAAUCCGCCAACUUCAAAACCUCCGGAUACCCAGGCUGACAAUGAUGACUGGCGUCCUCUGGUUCUGCGUGCCUGGACCGGAAUCAUCCUGGGGAUAUUUUUGGCGGGCAUAACUGCUGGCCUAAUCGCCAUGUACGUGCUAUCCAAGGGCCCUGGCGUAUAUCAGCGGCUGUUCACUUUCCAGAACAAAAUAAAGAUCGGCAGCUACAGGCUGGGUGCUUUGGCACCCUACAAAGUUGUUCCUACCCUCAUCGCCGUAACAGUCAGGCUGUGGUGGACUGCGAUUGACGGCUCUUUUCGAAGGCUUACACCAUUCCUCGCAAUGGCUCAAAAAUUGCGGCGACCGUCAGACGGCGCAACUUUGUCGUAUGCCACCACUCCGAUUUUAUGGAUCACCACUGUUGCGAUAAGCAAGAUGCACUGGUUGCUGGCUUUAGUCACAUUAGGUGCCUUUUUCACCGAAGCGUUGCAAGUUGCGAUGUCCGCUGUUUGGUCUCGCGACCUCGGGUUCGUGACUCAAGAUAUCAUGCUUCAGCCCCAAUACGAGCUGCGCACUGUACCGCACAUUUUCCACGGAUAUACUGAAUUCUCAAACGUAGGCUUUGACCAGUCUUGGCCAGGGAUCUCUGCAUAUCUCUAUGGAGGGAAUGGAUACCACACAUCCUGGAUUUUUGAUGCCCUCGCCCAGUCUGCAUAUAACAGCUCGCCGCCCACUUGGAGCAAGGAUGGCUGGAGCUUCCCGCCUCUAGAUCUCAGAAAUUUCCUUCAGAACGAUGGUUCAAAUCACAGCGUAGACAGCAAUCCUGCGCUUAAAGAUGAUCAUUCAGAGCUCAAGGUAGCAUUCAAUAGCCAGGCGGUGUCUGGGAGAAUUGAAUGCAGUCCGAUCUCCGACUCUGGAAAGUGGGUCAACACCUGGAAUCUCACUGACCCAGUGGUGUGGGACCUUGGAUCAAAUCCAAAAGAUAUAAAUACUGGAUAUGAGCUCUCUGAUUUGAUUCGGAUCAACCUGUUCAAAAGUCAAAGCAAAGAGCCAGGCCCUACCUCCAUAUCCAUUGGGCAAUGGUUACCCUACGGAUUCAACCACAGCGCACGCACAACCUAUAAUUGUCAGGCGCCUAGGAACUUUACAGUACUUUGGAUCAACGCCAGUACUCCGCGCUUAUACUGGGACAACAGCGGUGGUAUACCAAAUCCGGGGUAUGUGUGGGAGAGAGUGCCUCGGAUUAUUUUUGCCGACCGGCCCCAAGUGACUGCAGUAAAUUGCUUGCCCAUAUUUGAAACGGCAACUGCUAGAAUUACGGUAGCAGUCAGUGACGGCAGGGUUGAAGAUUGCGAGAUCUUGAAUACACCCCAGAAUGCAUCAGUGGCAUGGAACAGCGCGUUUGAAACGCACUGGGCGAAUGAAACAGAAUACAGGCACUGGGAUGUUCCGAAUUUCAACAAUACAGUCAGUUGGGGCUAUCUUUUCCAGUUAGCACUCCUGGAAGCUUCCAAUGUAGAAGUUCCAACAACCAGCAACCUGAAGACAUACAUCAAUUAUACAAGCUCGUUCAGCUUCCAGGAAGAGGACCUGUACUCGGACUUUUACAGCUAUGCGUCUCUGGCUCUUGUCAAGUACAACAGGACAGCAUUAAUAGAUCACAAUAUGCUUUCGAACAUCUCACAGAAGGUCUUCUCCACCUUUUUCCAAUCCUUUGCUUCUUUGGUAAAUGCAUACGAUGGAUACUGGGCGUAUCAACGAAUUGGAACGCGCCUACCCUCGGAUUUGGAUUUUGCACCACUUGUAACUACAACCCUAACGGCGACUACUACAUACACAUUGGACAAUUACAUUACUUUGACCCCGAUGGUAUCAACCACUUUCGAAACUCGAUAUAAUGGUACGGUAGUAACAUCUAGCGGGAUCAGACCGUACACUAUGCUUAGCUAUGUCGGAACCACUACGACAACGGAGACUCUCACGUUCGUCCAGACGACGUAUCCUAGCAGCCCAGCGUCGGCUAGCAAAGACUUCGCCGUCUCGACCUCACCACUUUCAGCAAUAGCUUCUGGUUCGUCUGCAAUACCAGGUCUCGACGCUACAACACGAACGACGAGUUCAGCAGACCCUGGAGUAACCCGAGCUUUGCAAAUGAUACCAGCCAAACUCUCUGUGCGCAAGGAAAUCCUCAUCAUCUCCCCAUUGGCGGUCUUUCUUAGUGUAGGUAUCCUUGUAUACCUGUUGAUGUCUACUGUGAUCGUCUACCUGCAGCGUGGUCGCUUUAAACUGCUGCCAAGAGACAUCGACACCCCUGCCAGCGUGCUUGGAUUUGUCUACGCAAGCGCAAAGCUACAAAAGUGGGCGAAGCAGCCGGAGGAUAUGGACACGCUCAACACCGCCAACGGUGACCACAAAAUCGAGGACGCAAAAGUAGAUGAUGCCAAAAGGCCAAAGAGAUCGAGCAAAGGAACUGAGACCCUCAUUGGCAUGGGAUCCUUUACCGAUAAAAAUGGUAAUCGUCACUGGGGCUGUGAGCUUGAUGUGGUGGUGAAAGCCAGUGUUACGAGCCAUGCAGGCGGCGCUGACCAGACCAGUAUGAAACACCCAGGAGGAAGACCGGACGAACCAGUCAAAGGGAGGAUGGAGGUAGCGAAUUGGGAGGAAUCACGGAGACCUCCUUAUGCUGCACUUAGCGACCGCAAUUGA
Cladophialophora psammophila CBS 110553 is the source of this 4164-nucleotide messenger RNA. RefSeq lists its product as uncharacterized. Lineage: Eukaryota; Fungi; Ascomycota; Eurotiomycetes; Chaetothyriales; Herpotrichiellaceae. The coding region runs from base 1 to 4164 and encodes 1387 amino acids. The record is from RefSeq and is a predicted model, not a curated record. The transcript has 3 exons.